This is a messenger RNA of Erythranthe guttata (spotted monkey flower), 1460 nucleotides long. Its product is annotated as serine/arginine-rich splicing factor RS2Z33. The record is from RefSeq and is a predicted model, not a curated record. Gene Ontology annotation, molecular function: RNA binding; zinc ion binding. NCBI's taxonomy places the organism in Eukaryota, Viridiplantae, Streptophyta, Magnoliopsida, Lamiales, Phrymaceae.
UGAGAAUUAGGGUUGCAGUUCGAAUUUGGGGAUUCCGUCUGAAUAGAUUAUCUUAAAGAAUGCCUCGUUACGAAGAUAGGUAUGGCAGCACUACUCGCCUCUAUGUUGGUCACUUGUCUUCAAGGACCCGUUCUCGGGAUUUGGAGCAUGUUUUCAGCAGAUAUGGAAGGUUUCUGAGCCUUUCCUGACCUGGUGGUCAAUGGUGGGAGGGUGGAGUUUCCCUGUCUCUGUUGGUGGUCCAUGGUGAGAGGGGUGGACUCGGUGGAAUAUCUUGCCGAUUCUUAGAAGCCUUUGACGAUUUUCUGUCUUGUGUUUACAUUUUUUAUGGAUUUGCAACAAAUCAAAAACUGGUGUUUAGUUCUUCGUCUCUUGGUGGCACCAAGUUUCAUGCACUGCAGUACAUAACUAGUUUUGAUGGCCUUACUGUUUCCUGGAAAACAUUUCCGCAGAGUACGCGAUGUGGACAUGAAGCGAGACUACGCCUUUGUUGAAUUUAGUGAUCCACGGGAUGCUGACGAUGCAAGAUAUAGCAUGGAUGGAAGAGAUGUUGAUGGACGCCGUAUAAUAGUGGAAUUUGCCAAGGGUGUGCCACGUGGCUCUGGAGGGGCUAGAGAGUAUGCAGGUGCAGGUAGAGAUCCUGCUCCAGGUUCGGGGCGCUGCUUCAAUUGUGGCCUCGAUGGACACUGGGCCCGCGACUGCAAAGCUGGAGACUGGAAAAAUAAGUGUUACCGUUGUGGUGAAAGAGGUCACAUUGAAAGGAGUUGCCAGAACAGCCCUAAGAAAUUAAGUGGACGUGGUCGAAGUUAUUCGCGUUCACCGGUGAGGUCACCUGUGAGGUCGCGCUCUCCUCGUCGCGGUGGUCGCAGUAGGAGUCGGAGUUUCAGCAGAAGCCGUAGCUACAGCAGGUCCAGGUCACCAGCUGCAAGAAGAGGGCGCGGGGCAGAUUAUAAAGAGAGAAGAACAUCAAGAAGCCCUCGUCGAGAAAGCCCAGUGAGGAAACUUAGUCCGACACCUGAUAGAGAUAUAAGAGAGAGAAGCCCUUCUCCUACUCUUAAGGAGAGAAGCAGAAGCCCUGUCAGCCCUAAGAGGUAUGAUGACAUCAGCCCUAAUGGCAGAAGCCCUAGCCCGAAGGAUGAUAGGAGCCCUGUUGAUGAUGACGACGAACCUGUUGCACCCUCUCCCCGGGCCAGCCAAUCUCCUUGAGAAAAUAUCAUAAGUUUGGACUUGUAAUCAAAGGGGUGUUUUUUUUUUUUUAAAUUUUAUAAACUUUAUCGAGACUUUUUUUUAGCUUGCGCUUUAUUUAUUAUGAAUUGAGGAUGAUGGUACUAAUCCUUAGCUUUCUAUCUGUGUUUUAGAAAAUGACUUUGUGAACUAAAGCAUUCCUUUUCUAAACUAAAUGUAUCUUUAGUCUGUGACCGAUGCUUUUUUCCGAGCCUUUUUGCCGUUUCUUUAUUUUAUUU